AUGUCAAGCGAAGAUUAUGGAAUCAUUCCUAUCGAGAAUUCACCAGAGAUGCUAACAAAGAUGGCAGAUUCUAUUGGUGCUGAUACAUCAAAGUUCACUCUUUCAACUAUCUAUUCUUUUGAUGAAGAAAUUCUUGCCACAAUUCCUCAACCUAUCAAAGCUAUCAUAUUAUUAUUUCCAUUUGGAAAAGAAAAUAGUCCAAUAAGAACACGCCAUUCUGGAGAGAAAGUGCCAGAAGGGGAUUUACCUUAUUAUACUAAACAAAAAGUACAAAAUUUAUGUGGUACUAUUGCAUUAAUUCACGCAAUUUUGAACAAUUUAGAUAUUAUCCCAUUGAAAGCAGAUUCAAUUCUCGACAAAUUUUAUAAACAUACAAAAUCUUUGACUCCUGAUGAGCGUGGUCUUGAACUUACCAAAGAAAAAGAACUGUUUGCAAUACAUAACGCCAUAUCUAAUGCUUCAAAUGGAGCUCAAGAAGGAGAAAAAGCUUUAACUCAUUACUCAUGCUUUAUUGAGCAUGCCGGCCACAUUUGGGAGCUUGAUGGAAGACUUUCAAACAUGGUUGACCAUGGAGUUUCUUCUAAUUUUGCUACCCAAGUAUUUCAAAUAAUACAAACCGAAUUCAUCGACAAACUUGAAGGAAUGGAAAAGUUUAUGUUAGAUGUUGUAGCUCUUUCGAAAAUUUAA
This is a messenger RNA of Trichomonas vaginalis G3, 687 nucleotides long. RefSeq names its product thiol-dependent ubiquitin-specific protease protein. Bases 1 to 687 code for a protein of 228 amino acids. Lineage: Eukaryota; Parabasalia; Trichomonadida; Trichomonadidae. The transcript has a single exon. Gene Ontology annotation, biological process: protein deubiquitination; ubiquitin-dependent protein catabolic process. The record is from RefSeq and is a predicted model, not a curated record. Gene Ontology annotation, molecular function: cysteine-type deubiquitinase activity. Gene Ontology annotation, cellular component: cytoplasm.